Drosophila erecta is the source of this 880-nucleotide messenger RNA. RefSeq lists its product as uncharacterized. The record is from RefSeq and is a predicted model, not a curated record. The transcript has 2 exons. Lineage: Eukaryota; Metazoa; Arthropoda; Insecta; Diptera; Drosophilidae. Gene Ontology annotation, molecular function: FFAT motif binding. Bases 169 to 669 code for a protein of 166 amino acids. Gene Ontology annotation, cellular component: endoplasmic reticulum membrane; plasma membrane. Gene Ontology annotation, biological process: endoplasmic reticulum membrane organization.
GCUCAGUUGGCUUUUUAACAACUGUUUUAAUGGAUGUCUAGCUCAAUUCAGUCGGUUUCCCAAAAUCUUUGUGUAGAUACACGUUUUUAAUUUAGUUUUAACGAAAUUUUAAGUAAAUGUAAAACGUACGAGUAACUAAGUAGUUUUUCAAAACAGUUUUUAACCAACAUGUCUGCAAAUUCAAAUUCACUAGAAGUCUCACCGAAUAGCACUUUAAACUUCACAAAAACCAACGACAAGCAGGAAAUAACCAUCAGAAAUGUUGGCGAAAAGACAGUGACCUACAAGGUGCAAAGCACAGUGCAUGGCAAGUUCAGUAUACGACCCCGCUGGGGAGUCCUGAGCCCCAAUGAGCACUCACACGUCGUCAUAACCAUGUGCAAGGAUGUGGAGCUCUCGAGGAAGGGACGGGACAAGAUAGUGGUCGUUUGCAUGGUUUCGCCCAUCAAUGCUGUGGACUUUGACUUGACCACCUCCUUCUGGCGCCACAAUAUCUGCUACGAUCCCAAAAUCGAGAAGCACCAGCUCACCUGCCAUCAAAUGAAUGGGGAAGGCGAGGGCGAGGGCGACGGAGGCGAUAAGGAUGCGAAGCCGGGCGAUCUAAGGUUUCGCAGGGGGUUAUGCCCAUCGUUUUGCAGUAUUCGCAUUCCGAGCAAGUACUGGCGAUAGUUUUCGACCGGGAUAGAGGGGGGUAGGGGCUUUUAUACCCUUCAGACCAGACUGGAGUGUCAAUUAUCCCGCCCGAGCAUUUUGGCCCUAAUGGCUGCAAUGACUAAGUAAUUGGUUAGCAGCCCUACCUUGUCUUGCCGUGCGCCUCUAUGGGCCAACAUUGUUGAUGAUGAGCCUUCAUUAAAAACUAAGAGCGUGUCUAUCUCUCUCA